AUGCAUGGCCCCAUAACUGGUGCAACUGCACGUCGUCGUCUUCUAGAGACACCCCUCCCUGAGAUUCCUAAACCAGAAUUUUUGAAAGUUUCGGUCUUGCCAAAGCCUGAGAUCCCAACUAUGCCGAAGUCUGAAAUUCCAGCCAUACCAAAGCCUGAAAUACCAGCUAUCCUAAAGCUUGAGAUCCCAACUGUGCCGAAGCCUGAGCUUCCAACCAUCCCAAAGCCUGAAAUACCAGCCGUCACAAAGCCUGAGAUUCCUAUUAUGCCAAAACCUCAUGUACCAGCUGUGCCAAAGCCCGAGCUACCAUCCAUCCCAAAGCCUGAGUUACCAACUAUGCCAAAGCCUGAAGUACCAAUUGUGCCAAAGGUCAAGCUACCAGCUAUUCCAAAGCCUGAGUUACCAAUUUUACCAAAGCCAGAAGUACCAACUGUGCCAAAGCCCGAGCUACCCACCAUCCAAAAACCUGAGUUACCAACUUUGCCAAAGCAUGAGAUCCCAGCUAUGCCAAAACCCGAGCUUCCUGCUAUGCCAAAGCCUGAGAUUCCAGCAAUGCCAAAACCUGAGUUUCCUCCCUUGAAAAAGCCAGAAAUCCCAGCAGUGCCAAAGACUGAGGUUCCUCCAGCUAUAAAAAAGCCUGAAGUUCCAUCUUUCCCAAAGCCUGAGAUGCCAGCUAUGCCAAAGCCAGAAAUACCAGAGCUACCAAAGCCAAAACUCCCAGAGCUUCCAAAGCCUAAAAUCCCCGAACUGCCUAAACCAGAAGUUCCAGCUAUGCCAAAGUCUAAGAUCCCCGAACUGCCUAAACUAACUUUUCCUUCACUUUCUCCACCAUACAAAACCUCUACUCCUUGA
This is a messenger RNA of Nicotiana tabacum (common tobacco), 852 nucleotides long. The record is from RefSeq and is a predicted model, not a curated record. NCBI's taxonomy places the organism in Eukaryota, Viridiplantae, Streptophyta, Magnoliopsida, Solanales, Solanaceae.